AAGACAAAUAUGUUCAUUAUAAAACCAGUCAUUGAGAAGAACAGUCGUGAAAUUUCGAGAAUCGGAGGACGCCAAGUGCAAAUAUAAAGAAAAAAAAAAUUAAAAUCUUAAUUUCCAUUACAAGAAAGAUCGACUAAAAUAUAAAAAUGGCUCGUACCAAGCAGACAGCUCGUAAAUCGACUGGAGGUAAAGCUCCACGGAAGCAAUUGGCCACAAAGGCCGCUCGCAAAUCGGCCCCAUCUACUGGAGGUGUUAAGAAGCCCCAUCGUUAUCGCCCCGGUACCGUGGCCUUGCGUGAAAUUCGGCGCUAUCAAAAGUCGACCGAAUUAUUGAUUCGCAAGUUGCCUUUCCAACGUUUAGUGCGUGAAAUCGCACAAGAUUUCAAAACGGACUUGCGUUUCCAAUCGGCCGCAAUUGGAGCUUUACAGGAAGCCUCCGAAGCUUAUUUGGUUGGCUUAUUCGAGGACACCAAUUUGUGCGCCAUUCAUGCCAAGCGCGUGACCAUUAUGCCCAAGGACAUUCAAUUGGCUCGCCGUAUUCGUGGCGAACGUGCUUAAGCCUUCAUUCGCAGCAUCGUCACAAAAUUUAAUUUCUUACUUUUACAAUAUAUUAAUAUUAACUUUGAAUACAAAAGGAUUUCUUCUUUUUCGUUUUUUUUUUCCCCCUCUCAUCCAAAUUUUAUUAUAUUGUAAUGAAUACAUAGCAUUAACAUAUGUUAAAAAGCAAAAAUAAUGAAUGAAUCAUAUAAUAUAUAAUGCAAACCAUAUAUAAA
Messenger RNA from Glossina fuscipes, 772 nucleotides. Its product is annotated as histone H3.3A. Gene Ontology annotation, cellular component: nucleosome. Gene Ontology annotation, molecular function: DNA binding; protein heterodimerization activity; structural constituent of chromatin. Bases 147 to 557 code for a protein of 136 amino acids. The record is from RefSeq and is a predicted model, not a curated record. Lineage: Eukaryota; Metazoa; Arthropoda; Insecta; Diptera; Glossinidae. The transcript is spliced from 3 exons.